Messenger RNA from Neltuma alba, 1797 nucleotides. Its product is annotated as RNA-binding KH domain-containing protein PEPPER-like. The record is from RefSeq and is a predicted model, not a curated record. NCBI's taxonomy places the organism in Eukaryota, Viridiplantae, Streptophyta, Magnoliopsida, Fabales, Fabaceae. Gene Ontology annotation, molecular function: RNA binding.
CUGAACCAAGCCUCAACCAUCAAUAAACCCUUUUUCCUUCCUCACGCUCAAGACCUUAGCUUGACGGACCCAUAUCUCUCUCCGACUUCUGUUAUGUCCACCGCUGAAGCCACCGAGAACGGCGCCACCACAGCGUCGGAGUCCCAGCCGGCUGUUGUCGCUUCGGACAAUGCCUCCGCCGCCGAACUAGCUUCCGCCACCACCACUAAGGCUGCUGCUGAUGCGACCCCCGCCCAGGGCAACCCAUCGAGCGACGAGCCCGACUCCGAGCUUCCUAAGGCAGACGAAGCUUCAGCCGAUCAGACCGCUGCUACCACCACUAACACUGCCGCUGCCACUCCGCCCGAGAAGCGAUGGCCGGGUUGGCCAGGGGAUUGCGUGUUUCGGCUCAUUGUGCCGGUCCUCAAGGUUGGUAGUAUUAUCGGUCGGAAGGGUGAGCUCAUUAAGAAGAUGUGCGAGGAGACUCGAGCGCGCAUUCGCGUUCUUGAUGGUGCCGUGGGCACUCCGGAUCGAAUUGUACUUAUAUCAGGGAAGGAAGAGCCAGAGGCACCUGUUUCCCCUGCAAUGGAUGCUGCAAUAAGGGUAUUUAAGCGUGUCUAUGGAUUGUCUGAAGGUGAUGGUGAGAAUAAAGCAUCAGGACCGGCUGGGGUUGCAUAUGUUUCCGUUCGUCUGCUGGUGGCAUCGACACAGGCUAUCAAUUUGAUCGGAAAGCAAGGUUCAUUAAUUAAAUCUAUACAGGAGAGUACUGGUGCUUCUGCUCGUGUGUUGUCUGGAGAUGAAGUGCCAUUUUAUGCUGCUGCGGAUGAGAGGAUUGUAGAGUUGCAGGGAGAAGCCUUGAAGGUCCUUAAGGCUCUGGAAGCAGUAGUUGGCCACCUACGAAAGUUCUUGGUCGAUCAUAGUGUUCUUCCCCUUUUUGAGAAAAAAACUUACAAUGCAACAACCACACAAGACCGGCAAGCAGAUGCCUGGGCUGACAAGACAUCUCUGCAUAAUGCUUCGCAAAAUAGCAUUAGUGUUGAUGUUCCUCUUUCAACCAAAAGGGAUUCUCUUUUUGUUGAGCGUGAAACUCAUUUGGAUUCGCAACUCCCAUCCUCUGCAAUGUCACUCUACGGGCAGGAUUCUUCACUUCCUGGUGUUCGUUCUUCAACCCUUGGUCGUGGUGGGGCUCCCAUUGUUACCAAUGUGAUACAAACAAUGCAAAUACCACUAUCCUAUGCUGAGGACAUCAUUGGGAUUCAAGGGACUAAUAUUGCUUACAUUCGCCGUACCAGCGGAGCCAUACUGACGGUGCAAGAGAGCAGGGUGCCUGAUGAAAUUAUUGUGGAAAUUAAAGGCACCACAACACAAGUCCAAUUGGCACAACAGUUGAUCCAGGAAGUGAUAAGCAAUCACAAAGAGCCAGCCUCUAGCAGUUACGGUAGGUUAGAUACAGGUGGUCUGAGGUCCUCAUAUGCUCAGUUGGGGGGCAGUACAUCUUACUCGUCUUCUUCAGUUUCCUCACAGCCCUACCCAGGUUAUGGCUCUUCUGGUUUAGGAGGCUACAGUACUUUUAGGCUCUGAAGUUUUCUCUCUGAGCUCACGAGUUGCUCUAUUUGGGCUUAGUUUCUUCCUAAUCAAUGAUUUGAGGAAAACUAAUGUACUAUGACUCAAACAAUGUAUAACUGUGAUAACAAAAGCCUUUUUCCCAUUGUCUUUUAUUGUGCAUAGUUUUGUAUUGAUUUACAAGUCUUAUGGUGGCUUCCACAUUUAUAGGGUGAUUAAAUUAUAUUUUCAUGAUUAUGAUCUUUAGUUUUGCUA